This is a messenger RNA of Phodopus roborovskii (desert hamster), 1744 nucleotides long. It is a transcript of the gene Tubb, whose product is annotated as tubulin beta class I. Bases 214 to 1548 code for a protein of 444 amino acids. Gene Ontology annotation, molecular function: structural constituent of cytoskeleton; GTPase activity; GTP binding. The transcript has 4 exons. The record is from RefSeq and is a predicted model, not a curated record. Gene Ontology annotation, cellular component: cytoplasm; microtubule. Gene Ontology annotation, biological process: microtubule cytoskeleton organization; mitotic cell cycle. NCBI's taxonomy places the organism in Eukaryota, Metazoa, Chordata, Mammalia, Rodentia, Cricetidae.
GCCCCGCCCUGCGCGCCUUCCCUCCUGCGUUCGCCGGCCUCUUCUGCCUCUUAGAACCUUCCUGCGGUCGUGCUCGCAUCUCGCUGCUGCAGCCUCUGGGGCCAGUUUCCAUCCCUCCAGCCUGAAACCAGCCAAGAAAAAAAAAAAAAUUACUUUAUCUUGCUCGGUACCUACCUUGAAACCAGCACAAAUUUAUUACAGUAAACCUUAGCCAUGAGGGAAAUCGUGCACAUCCAGGCCGGACAAUGUGGCAACCAGAUCGGUGCUAAGUUUUGGGAGGUGAUUAGCGAUGAACAUGGCAUCGACCCCACCGGUACCUACCAUGGAGACAGCGACCUGCAGCUGGACCGAAUUUCUGUGUACUACAAUGAAGCCACAGGUGGCAAGUAUGUCCCUCGAGCUAUCUUGGUGGAUCUAGAACCCGGAACCAUGGACUCCGUUCGAUCAGGUCCCUUUGGCCAGAUCUUCAGACCAGACAACUUUGUUUUUGGUCAGUCUGGGGCAGGCAACAACUGGGCCAAGGGUCACUACACAGAGGGUGCAGAGCUGGUUGACUCUGUCCUGGAUGUGGUGCGGAAGGAAGCAGAGAGCUGUGACUGCCUGCAAGGCUUUCAGCUGACCCACUCACUGGGCGGAGGUACCGGUUCUGGUAUGGGCACCCUGCUCAUCAGCAAAAUCCGAGAAGAAUAUCCUGACCGAAUCAUGAAUACCUUCAGUGUGGUACCUUCACCCAAAGUGUCUGACACCGUGGUUGAGCCCUACAAUGCCACCCUGUCUGUCCAUCAGUUGGUCGAGAACACAGAUGAGACCUACUGCAUUGACAACGAGGCCCUCUAUGACAUCUGCUUUCGUACCCUCAAGCUCACCACGCCCACCUAUGGAGACCUAAACCACCUUGUCUCUGCCACCAUGAGCGGUGUCACCACCUGCCUCCGCUUCCCAGGCCAGCUCAAUGCUGAUCUCCGAAAGUUGGCUGUCAACAUGGUGCCCUUCCCACGGCUCCACUUCUUCAUGCCUGGCUUCGCCCCACUCACCAGCCGUGGAAGCCAGCAGUAUCGGGCCCUCACUGUGCCUGAACUUACCCAGCAGGUCUUUGAUGCCAAGAAUAUGAUGGCUGCCUGUGACCCCCGCCAUGGCCGAUACCUCACUGUGGCAGCUGUCUUCCGUGGGCGGAUGUCCAUGAAGGAGGUGGAUGAGCAGAUGCUGAAUGUGCAGAACAAGAACAGCAGCUACUUUGUGGAAUGGAUCCCCAACAACGUCAAGACAGCCGUCUGUGACAUCCCACCACGUGGCCUCAAGAUGGCCGUCACCUUCAUUGGAAACAGCACAGCCAUCCAGGAGCUCUUCAAGCGUAUCUCAGAGCAGUUCACGGCCAUGUUCCGCCGGAAGGCCUUCCUCCACUGGUACACAGGUGAGGGCAUGGACGAGAUGGAGUUCACUGAAGCCGAGAGCAACAUGAAUGACCUCGUCUCCGAGUAUCAGCAGUACCAGGAUGCCACAGCGGAAGAAGAGGAGGAUUUCGGGGAGGAGGCAGAAGAAGAGGCCUAAGGCAGCGAGCCCUGCAUCACCUCAGGCUGCUUAGUUCCCUCAGCUUUCAGCUGCCCAUUUUUCUCCUUCAGAGUUUCUUUCUGUUGCCUCUGUCCUGUUUUUGUUUGUUUUUGCUUUUUUUUAUCUUUUUUUCAUUGAGGGGGGUUGAACAGUGCCUGGCACACAGAAGGCGCUCAAUAAAUAUUUGUUUGUGGAA